Molecule: messenger RNA, 1011 nt
Organism: Pseudocercospora fijiensis CIRAD86
Lineage: Eukaryota; Fungi; Ascomycota; Dothideomycetes; Mycosphaerellales; Mycosphaerellaceae
Exons: 2
Biological process (GO): protection from non-homologous end joining at telomere; interstrand cross-link repair; double-strand break repair via nonhomologous end joining
Molecular function (GO): damaged DNA binding; 5'-3' DNA exonuclease activity
Source: RefSeq, a predicted model, not a curated record
AUGUCCACCUUCGACGGCGUUGUUGCCGAAUUUCCCGACAUCCGCAUUGACAGGUUCAGACAUGAUCCCAAUCGGCCAGCGCUUGCCCACUUCCUCUCACACGUCCACUCCGAUCAUCUCGUGGGGCUCGAAUCUCGCAAUGCCGUCCCUCUGCAUUGCUCGCCAGCUACCCGCGAGCUUGUGUUGCGCCUCGAGAAAUACCCAAACCGCAUGAACUUCGCCAAAGGCAUCUUGGAGUCUCGGAAGCAGACAUACAAGCAUCUCAAGACUCUGCUUCGGCCGAUUCCGCUAGAGACACCAACAGAGAUCAUGCUGAGCCCUGAAAACACCAUACGCGUCACCCUCUUCGAUGCCAAUCACUGCGUGGGUGCUGUAAUGUUCUUGAUCGAAGGCAAUGGCAAAGCAAUCCUGUACACAGGCGACAUUCGUUCUGAACCAUGGUGGGUGAAUUCAAUCUGCCGACAGCCAACUCUCCUACCCUACGUCUGCAGCGGCAACUCCAAGCCGCUGCGCCAGCUCGACAACAUAUAUCUCGAUACCACUUUUGCAUCCAAGAACGAUCGAUAUCGCCACUUUCCCUCCAAGGCCGAGGGUAUCAGGGAACUGCUCGAGAAGGUGAUGAAAUACCCUCGUGACACUGAGUUUUAUCUUGACGCAUGGACAUUCGGCUACGAAGAUGUGUGGAAAGCUCUCUCGGCAUUCUUAGGCUCUCAAAUCCAUGUUGAUGAUUACAAGUAUGCUAUCUAUCGUGGGCUGCACAGCGGUGCCGAGCCCAAAGCAGUGGACGCUUACCAAUUGAUUGGCUCGACAUGCGGCAAUCACGACCAAGCAGGAUGCCUUACAGACAGAUAUCGCCGCAUACACAGCUGCGAGAAGGGGACAGGCUGUGAGAUCUGGAAUAAAGACUUUGUUCGCAUCACUCCUGUCAUCUCAAGGUAUCAGGGAACGGAUAUGCUUGAGCCUGGUGCUGGUGGCGGUGAGGGAGAUCUCAAUCAACGGCACGAGAUCGAC